AUGCAGAUGGCGAACUUCAAUUACCACUCUCUUCCUGGAUUCGGUGAGCAGUGCCGCAAGGAAUAUGGCUUCAGUGAUUCCUGCAUCAUAGGCGAUCGUAUGUUUGUUACAGGUCAAACCGGGAUGGAUCCAUUGACCCUGAAAACGUCUUUGGAUUUUGAUGAAGAAGCUGCUCAGGCAUUCCAAAAUGUCAACGAUCUCAUCGUACAAACGUUCAAUGACGCUAAAUCUUCUGUCAGAAUUGGCCAAGAUGGAGGCUGGGGUCAUGUUGUGAAGAUUCGAGCCUUCAUUGUUGGCCUCUCGAGUAUCCGAGAACAGGCUAGAGAGCAAAUGGUGCACAAUAUCAAAAAGUGGUGCCCGAACCAUCAGCCGUUGUUUACCAUGGUCGGCGUCGAAAGUUUGCCAUUCCCAGAGCAUCAUAUUGAGAUAGAAGUCGACAUUUGGCUGAAAGAGCGCGCUUCUACACUAUGA
Messenger RNA from Penicillium robsamsonii, 471 nucleotides. RefSeq lists its product as uncharacterized. The record is from RefSeq and is a predicted model, not a curated record. The coding region runs from base 1 to 471 and encodes 156 amino acids. Lineage: Eukaryota; Fungi; Ascomycota; Eurotiomycetes; Eurotiales; Aspergillaceae. The transcript has 2 exons.